GGCAUCCGAACAACACAAAGUUCUCUUCUUUCCCCCUCUGUUGUUUUUUUUUUUUGGAAUUUCUUUACCCCAAAUUAAGUUUUCUCUCAGAUUCUCUCACUUUCUUGUCCUUUAGCCAUUUUCUCAGGAAAACGAGAAAGAGAGGAGGAGCUUGAGCAAGAAAGUUACCAGCUUUCUCCUCCGCCAUAUCUCUCAUCUCCCUCUGCUCGGAUAAGCGAGAACAGAAUAAAAGUGAAACCCAACGAGUGAAAAACUAAUUGAAGUGAAAGUGGAAAUUUUAAAUUAAAUAAAAGAGAAAAAAGUUGAAGCCAUUUGCUUUGCCUGCGAUAUUUCUCCGGCAUGGGUUUGAACCCUAAUGGGAUGAAGAAUGUGGCGGCGGCGGCGGCGGCUGGAGCUCUGGUUUUUCUAGGGUUUCUGGUCUCAUCUGUUUCUGGGUCUGUCUCAUAUGACAGCAGGGCCAUUACCAUCAAUGGCAAGAGAAGAAUCCUCAUCUCUGGAUCUAUUCACUACCCCAGAAGCACUCCUGAGAUGUGGCCAGAUCUAAUUCGGAAGGCAAAAGAGGGAGGCUUGGAUGUGAUUCAGACAUACGUUUUCUGGAAUGGGCAUGAGCCUGCUCCUGGAAAAUAUUAUUUCGAAGGAAACUAUGAUCUGGUUAGAUUCAUCAAGCUGGUCAAGGAAGCUGGGCUCUAUGUUCAUCUCAGGAUUGGUCCUUACGUCUGCGCGGAAUGGAACUUUGGUGGCUUUCCUGUAUGGCUUAAGUACAUCCCAGGCAUCAGCUUCAGAACAGAUAAUGGCCCUUUCAAGGCUCAAAUGCAAAGAUUCACCACAAAGAUAGUCAACAUGAUGAAAUCUGAAAGGCUCUUUGAAUCACAAGGCGGCCCAAUAAUUUUAUCUCAGAUUGAAAAUGAAUAUGGACCAAUGGAGUAUGAGCUCGGUGCACCGGGAAAGGCAUACACCAAUUGGGCUGCUAAGAUGGCUGUGGGGCUCGGCACCGGUGUCCCGUGGGUCAUGUGCAAGCAAGAUGAUGCCCCUGACCCUAUUAUCAACACCUGCAAUGGCUUCUACUGUGAUUACUUCUCCCCGAACAAAGGCUACAAGCCCAAGAUGUGGACAGAGGCUUGGACUGGAUGGUUUACAAAGUUUGGAGGUCCUGUUCCCUAUCGUCCUGCUGAAGACAUGGCCUUUGCCGUUGCGAGGUUUAUCCAAAAGGGUGGAUCUUUCAUCAACUAUUACAUGUAUCAUGGCGGAACAAACUUUGGUAGAACUGCCGGUGGUCCGUUUAUUGCGACCAGUUAUGAUUAUGAUGCUCCUCUCGAUGAGUACGGGCUAGAGAGACAACCUAAAUGGGGGCACUUGAAGGAUUUGCAUAGAGCCAUAAAGCUUUGUGAACCGGCCUUAGUGUCAGGAGAUCCCACUAGGGUACCCCUUGGACGCUUUCAAGAGGCUCAUGUAUUCAAGUCAAAAUCUGGAGCUUGUGCUGCUUUCCUUGCAAAUUACAAUCCGAGAUCUUAUGCCACGGUUUCUUUCGGGAAGAAUCACUACAACAUUCCUCCUUGGUCUAUUAGUAUCCUUCCAGACUGCAUGAACACAGUUUACAAUACAGCAAGGGUUGGUGCUCAAACUUCGAGGAUGAAAAUGGUUCGUGUUCCUGUUCAUGGAGGAUUAUCUUGGCAGGCUUAUAAUGAAGACCCCUCGGCUUAUGACGAUGAAUCAUUCUCAAUGGUUGGAUUGUUGGAGCAGAUAAACACAACAAGAGAUGCUUCGGACUACUUGUGGUACAUGACUGAUGUUAAAAUCGAUGCUAACGAGGGAUUCUUGAAGACCGGGAAGUAUCCCACCCUUACCGUCUUAUCAGCUGGUCAUGCUUUGCAUGUCUUCGUCAAUGGCCAAUUAUCCGGAACUGCCUAUGGAAGCUUGGACUUCCCUAAACUAUCAUUUAGCAAAGCUGUGAAUCUUAGAGCUGGUAUCAACAGGAUUGCUCUUCUCAGCAUAGCAGUUGGCCUCCCGAAUGUUGGACCCCAUUUUGAGAGAUGGAAUGCUGGUGUUCUUGGUCCUGUUUCGCUGAACGGUCUGAACGAGGGAAGGAGAGAUCUUUCAUGGCAGAAAUGGACUUAUAAGGUUGGUCUCAAAGGGGAGGCUUUGAGUCUUCAUUCUCUCAGUGGAACCACCUCCGUUGAAUGGGCAGCCGGUGCGUUUGUGGCACGGAAGCAGCCACUUACCUGGUUUAAGACUACUUUCUCAGCCCCAGCGGGGAAUUCGCCAUUGGCUCUAGACAUGGAAAGCAUGGGAAAAGGUCAAAUAUGGAUAAAUGGGCAGAGCCUUGGGCGCUACUGGCCUGCGUAUAAAGCAUCCGGCUCUUGCAGUGAAUGCUCUUAUGCCGGGUCGUUCAACGAGAACAAGUGCUUACGAAACUGUGGAGAGGCUUCUCAAAGAUGGUACCAUGUUCCACAUUCAUGGCUGAAACCAAACGGAAAUCUGUUGGUUGUGUUUGAGGAAUGGGGCGGAGAUCCGAACGGGAUAUCGUUGGUCAGAAGAGAAGUGGACAGUGUGUGUGCGGAUAUCUACGAGUGGCAACCGACAUUGAUGAAUUACCAAAUGCAAGCGUCUGGAAAAGUUAACAAACCGUUGCAUCCGAAAGUGCAUUUGCAAUGUGGGUUUGGACAAAAGAUGAGGACAGUGAAGUUUGCGAGCUUUGGAACACCAGAAGGGACAUGUGGAAGCUACCGUGAAGGGAACUGCCAUGCCCAUCACUCCUACGAUGCUUUCAACAGACUAUGCGUGGGACAGAACUGGUGUUCGGUAACAGUAGCACCAGAGAUGUUUGGUGGAGACCCUUGUCCUAACGUGAUGAAGAAGCUCUCUGUGGAAGUCGUUUGCAGCUAAACGACGGCCAUGGCCGUGGAAACAGCCGAACUGUAAAUGUUAGCAAAGCAGAAAGGUCACUACUUUCAUUACUCCCUCACCAGUCUCCUGCAAUAUUAUUUGUUGAGAACUGCAAAAGUUGGGUUUUUUUUUCGGUUGCGGCUUUUUUUCCCCCGAGGUGGGAAGUUGUAAAAAACAGACAACACCACUUCUGGUUUAAAAAAAGGCGAAAAAAAGAAAGAGAUUGAAGAUGUCUGAUUCAUAUGUAAAUAAAGCUCUCUGCCGGGUUUGAGAGUUAUUUCAAGUAGAAGAAGAAGGAGAGAGCAAAUCGAGACAAGGCAGCAACGACUCAGAGUUGUCCAUGUGUGGAUCUUCUUCUUCUUCUUGGGUAGAAAUUUUAGGGUUUUUUUUUUUGUCUUUGGAUUGUUUCGUACUUUUUGUCGUUGUUGUUUGGUAACUGAAGAUCUCUCUCUCUCUCUCUGCAUUUGUCUCAUUGCCGUGCUUAUGUACUCUCUGUUCUUUAAGAAAUAUCUGAAAGUCAAGCCCGUUUCAUUCGGUUUUA
Molecule: messenger RNA, 3424 nt
Organism: Tarenaya hassleriana
Lineage: Eukaryota; Viridiplantae; Streptophyta; Magnoliopsida; Brassicales; Cleomaceae
Product: beta-galactosidase 1
Exons: 19
Coding region: 340-2883 (847 amino acids)
Biological process (GO): carbohydrate metabolic process
Cellular component (GO): cell wall; vacuole
Molecular function (GO): beta-galactosidase activity; carbohydrate binding
Source: RefSeq, a predicted model, not a curated record